Messenger RNA from Phytophthora sojae, 1722 nucleotides. RefSeq lists its product as hypothetical. Gene Ontology annotation, cellular component: endoplasmic reticulum membrane. The record is from RefSeq and is a predicted model, not a curated record. Lineage: Eukaryota; Oomycota; Peronosporomycetes; Peronosporales; Peronosporaceae. The transcript has a single exon. Bases 1 to 1722 code for a protein of 573 amino acids. Gene Ontology annotation, biological process: glycolipid translocation; dolichol-linked oligosaccharide biosynthetic process.
AUGAGCUCUGCAGGCGGAGUGCUGUCCAGGGCCGUGCGUGGCGGCUCGUACCGCUUCCUGCAGCGUUUACUAACGUUCGCAGCCAACUCACUAGUGCUGCGCAAAUUGCACCUGAGCGUGACGGGCGCCGUGACCGUGCGGCUGGAGCUGGCGCUGGCCUCCAUCUUCCUGCUGCGCGAUGGCUUCCGCCUGGCGUUUCUGCGCAUGCCGUCGCUCGACUCCUCGAGCUCCAAGGGCGCGAGCAAUGGGAAAACGCACUUGCAACAGUUGGUGAACGUCGCGUGGCUCUCCACCGCCAUCAGUUGGGCGGUGGCGGCUCUGGUGCUGCUGUACUCGGCGGUCUCGGGCUCAACGGAGACUUUGAAGGACGACGAGGCGCUGGAGGGGUACUCGACGGUGCUGGUCAUGUACUGCGGCGCUGCAAUGAUCGAGGCACUGGCCGAGCCAAUGUUCGUGCUGGCGCAUGCCAGUGUGCUCGUCAGUUGGCAGGUGGCGGCUCAAAGCGCCGCCUUCUUGGUCCGCGCGGCGGUGCAGUAUGUGGGGGUUGUGGUGCUGGAGCUGAGCUUGACAGCGUACGGGAUCGCGGAGCUCUCGUACGCGUUGACGCUGCUGCUGAUGUUCGCGGUGUUCUUCAGGAGGAGGAUCUAUGGAGGUUCGUCGGAAGGAGGCAAGUUCGCCUUGACCAGUAUGAAGCAGCUGCUGCCUGGCAAGCCCGAGGGGGACGCGGACUGGUGUCACGCAGAGCUCAUGACGCUGCUGGUGCCGCUGAGCGUGCAGAGCGGAGUCAAGUACCUGCUGGCGGAGGGGGACAAGUGGGUGCUCACGGGCUUCGCGUCGCUGCAGCACAUGGGCGUCUACGGACUGGUGUCGAAUCUGGGCUCGCUCGUGCCGAGGAUCGUGUUCCUGCCCAUUGAGGAGGCGACGAAGACCAUCUUCAGCAAACUCGCGCUGUCUCAGAAGCAGACGAGCGACGACAAGGACGAUAAGGAGAGCAAGAGGAAGAGCUUGGCCGAUGGACAGACGCUGCUGCUUGUGCUACUCAAACUCAUGAACCUGGUGGGGCUGCUCUUCGUCUGCUUCGGUACCAGCUACGCGUACACGUUGGUGCUGCUGCUGUAUGGAGUGGAGAAGGCGAGGCAAGGCGUGGGCGCGGCGUUGGCUGUCUACUGUGCGUACAUCCCAUUCCUGGGGGUGAACGGAGUGUGCGAGGCUGUGGUGCACGCCAUCGGAGACGACCACGAGCUCAUGCGGCUCAACAAGUUGCUCGGCCUUUUCUUCGCCAUCUACGCGUUCAGUGCGCUCGUGUUCAUGGAGGUGCUCGACUGGGGGACGCUUGGGCUCAUCCUGGCCAAUUGCGUGAACAUGGCCUGCCGCAUCCUCUACUGCUUUACGUUCCUGGCUUCGUACUUCCGUCGGGUAGCGCCAACAGCUCAGAGCAGCAACCGCUUUGUCAGUGGGCUCGCAUUCUGGCGUCGAUCGCUGCCGGACCGACUCGUUGUGGUCGCCUUCUUGGCGUCUUUGGCGGUGACUUCCAUUUCUCAGCGAGUGUUGCUGGGUUCCGAGACGGAUGGUCCGAUUUCGCUGGUGCGGCACGCUGCUCAUAUUGCUGUUGGGGCGAUUUGCUUUGGCGCAUCGGCGCUUACGCUCUAUGUGAAAGAGCGUCACCUUCUAGGAGCUCAGUUGGCAGCACUUCGGGGGCAGAGCAAGUCUCACAAAGAUUAG